Molecule: messenger RNA, 636 nt
Organism: Trypanosoma grayi
Lineage: Eukaryota; Euglenozoa; Kinetoplastea; Trypanosomatida; Trypanosomatidae
Exons: 1
Coding region: 1-636 (211 amino acids)
Biological process (GO): calcium import into the mitochondrion; mitochondrial calcium ion homeostasis
Cellular component (GO): mitochondrial inner membrane; uniplex complex
Molecular function (GO): uniporter activity; calcium channel activity
Source: RefSeq, a predicted model, not a curated record
AUGCUCGCGCAGUGUGCACUUGUGCGCAGCUGCCGGAUGCGUCGCCGUCUCGCCCGCUGUGGCCUUGUGGCCUUGUGGGCGGCGCAACGCGGGUGCAGCUCGCCGGGGACCAGCAGCAGCAGGAAGAAUGCGGUUGACAGUGAGGCACCGUUGUGUGAGGCGGUUGCGGCCGUGCCGCCAGACUCCCUUUUUGAACUAGAGGGGCUCCGUGAAUACCGCGACCGUCACUUGCGGCCGCUGCUGGAUGAGAAGCGCCGCCAGCUUCGGAGUGUGACAGCCGUAAAAGCGCAGUGUGAGGCGGCAGCGCGGUGGUACCCGGACUAUUACGCCGCGGCGCUUUUCGUAUUGCUGUCGGCGCAGGCCGCCACGCUUUUCUACUGGGUGUAUUUCCUAUUUGACUGGAAUCUUGUGGAGCCGGUGACGUACCUGCUGGGGUACGGCGGUGUGUGGGUGGGCAUCGCGUGCUACGGUGCGACGCGGCGGGAGUUCACGUACGACGCGUGCCGGGAGAUGAUCACGGCGUACCACCUCCGCCGGCUUUACUGCAGGCAUCACGUGGACGUGGCGUUGUGGCAGCAGCUGGUAGCUGAGGUGGAGCUGCUAGAGACGCAGGUGCGUGGUUUGGAAGGCGUGUAA